This is a messenger RNA of Daldinia loculata, 1664 nucleotides long. Its product is annotated as RTA1-domain-containing protein. Lineage: Eukaryota; Fungi; Ascomycota; Sordariomycetes; Xylariales; Hypoxylaceae. Bases 165 to 1157 code for a protein of 330 amino acids. The record is from RefSeq and is a predicted model, not a curated record. The transcript is spliced from 3 exons. Gene Ontology annotation, cellular component: fungal-type vacuole; plasma membrane.
AAAAAAAAAAAAAAAAAAAAACGUCAACUCAACAGCUGGACGUUGGGCGGUGGUUGCUAUUAUAAAGGAUUUAUAUAGCUAGAAGGGAAGGGGGAAAAGGAAAGGAAAGAAAAGAGUUAAUUCAUACCGAGUUAUUCCAAGGCUUGUCCAGCUCAACUUUCAAGAUGUCGAAUACUACGGAUGCGCCGCGCCAUGUGUCGUUCAGAUCCUGCACUGAAGUUACCCCUUACUGCCCGGUCCAGGCUACGGUUCUGGGAUACUAUCCCAACCUCGGCGUCAAUGCCUUUCUCGCCGCUGCGUUUGGCCUGUGCAUCAUAGGCCUCGUCGUCACUGGUAUUUGGAAGAGGACUUGGGGUUAUUCCGCUGCCCUCACCGCGGGAUGUGUUCUGGAGUUCGCAGGCUACAUCGCGCGCGUCCUCCUCCACAACAACCCCUGGGACUCCAGCGCCUUCCAGACGCAAAUCUGCGCCAUCAUCCUCGCGCCAACCCUAAUCUGCAUCUCCAUCUACCUCACCCUCAAGCACGCCACCCUCUCCAUCAACCCCGCGCUCUCGCGCCUGCGCCCCCGGCUCUACCCGCUCAUCUUCGUCCCCGCCGACGUCUCCUGCCUGAUCCUGCAGGCCAUCGGCGGCAGCCUCGCCGCCUCCGCCGGCUACGACAACCCGCAGCUGCUGCUCUCCGGCGACCGCGUCAUCAUCGCCGGCAUCGCCCUGCAGUCCGCCGUGCUGGCCGGCUUCGGCGCCCUGUGCCUCGAUUACUACCUCCGCACCAGGAAGUGGGUGGCGGGCGGCCAGGCCACGCCCCAGGCCCUGGCUAUGUGGAAUGAUAGCAGGUUUCGCAUGUUCUGCUAUGCGGUGGCGGGCGCGUACGCGGGGAUUCUGAUACGGUGUAUCUACCGGAUCGCCGAGAUGGCGGGAGGAUGGGGAAACAAGAUCAUGCAGGAUGAGCCGUCGUUUAUUGUGCUUGAGGGAUUCUGCAUCCUCAUCCCCGUCGUCCUCCUAACCGCCUUCCCGCCAGGCUUCCUGUUCCCGGCAAUGGCCGAGCGGGAAGCCCAGCGCUUCAAGAGGAAGAACAAGGGGGAGAAGGUAGCUAGCGAGGAGCCCAUCGCGUCGGGCGACGAGGGACACCAGACGGAGCAGAAGACUCUUGGCGUAUAAGAUGUCAAUGUUUUCUUCGUUUUUAUAAUAUAUUGCUGUUCUCGUUUUAGUUGGGAAUUAGACGUACGACUAGCUGCCUUUUUUGUUUCGCCCGCCUGGUUCGUUUGCUUUUUUGCAUAUAUAUAGCAUGUGCGAUGAUAUAGACACUCCUACCUACCUAUUUACCUAGAUAUCCGCGGUUUUGCAUACCCCCUUAAUAUUCCUUACACAUAUUUUUUAUCCAUUAGCUACGCAAAGUACCACUUUCCAUUACGAAUGAGACAGCAAGUCCCCGAGUCGAAAAGUGCUAGGAAACUUAUGCACAUUGAUUCUUUGCAUAGUAAUCGGAUAUGUGGGAGAUCUUUCCAUUGUUCUUUCUAGGUAGGUAGACAACUAAAAAGAGAUCUAGCAACGCCUGGUUCUAUGUAGCCAGUCCUAAUGCCCUUGGUGUCUAUGCAUUUCUAUUUGUAUAGCUCCAUUCAAUAUGCAAAGAAGUAACAAGUUCGAUGUUACCUAUUAAGGAACCCU